GUUGGAUUGUAACUGGAGUGGAAGUCAACGUCUAAGAUAUUUUGAUACAGCUUAUCUGGUUAAGAUCAAUCAUUCAAAGGAAGGAUAAGUUUCGGCUUCUGCUUGCAGCAAUCCAACUCUUUUGUUGCAAUUUUUAUCAAGAGAUGGAUACGAAAAUUCUACUCUGCUAUGCGUUGAGAUUUUUGCUAUGUUGCACCUUCAUUGCUUGUAUUUCCACGGCGUCUCACACCAUCUCUCCAGGCCAUUCUCUCUCUGGGGAACAAACAAUCACCUCUCCAAGUGGAAAAUUUGAGCUCGGUUUCUUCACACCAGCAAUCACCCCUCCAAGCGGAAAAUUUGAGCUCGGUUUCUUCGCACCAGGUAUACCUCAAAACUAUUACGUAGGCAUUUGGUACAAAAAUCUACCCAAUCGGACUCUAGUUUGGGUCGCAAACAGAAAACAACCUGUUUGUGAACCGCAUUUUUCAGUAUUAAAACUUGUCGAAAAUGGAAACUUAACCUUAAGUGGCCCCUCCAAAGUUGCAGUAUGGUCGACUAAUUCAAGAUCAAGGGUCUUGAAUUCUAGUGUAGCAAAGCUUCUUGACAAUGGGAACUUCGUCAUAACAGAUGCAUUUAAUUCAUCUGUUGUCAAAUGGCAGAGUUUCGAUCACCCGACGGAUACUUGGCUCCCGGGUGCUAAGCUUGGAUACAAUAAUCGUACGAGGAGAAAACUAGUUCUUACAUCCUGGAGAAAUCCGAAAACUCCUGCACCUGGUCCUUUUUCUUCUGAGCUAGAUGAAAUACCUUUUAAUUUAUCUUCAUAUCCUGAUACCUUUACUAGAGGCAGACUUGAAAUCAAUGGUCAGCUAAAGUUCUAUGCCUGGGACCAAGGCUUUAGGGAAUGGACUUUGAUUUCGGCUGAACCAUCGGACCAGUGUGCGGUUGAUUCUUCGUGCGGUGCUUUUAGUAUUUGCAACCAGCGGAGUUCUCCUCGUUGUGGUUGCCUCGAAGGAUUUGAACCCAAAGUCAGGGAAAGUUGGAUGCUAGAGGACUUCUCAGAUGGCUGUGUGAGGAAAUUUCCUUUUCACUACAAUCCCGGGGACUCAUUUUUGGCGAUAACUGAUGUUGGAAUUGGAUAUCCUAGGAACUAUGAGCAAAUUAUAAAUGUGAGCAAUGAUCAAUGCAGAUUAGAAUGCUUAAUAAAUUGCUCAUGCAGUGCCUUUGUUUAUAAUUUUAUCGAUAGUCGUCGGUGUUUCAUUUGGAUAGGGGAUCUAUAUAAUAUACUGACAAUGCCAUCCGAAUCCAUUUCCAUAAGUUAUUCUCCAGACAGCCCAGGAUUGCAUCUCCGGAUUGUGGAUUCUACAAGUGAGACGAAGAGAAAGACUACUUGGAUUGUAAUUGGAGUAAUUGCAGGGUUCUUUUCCAUCUUAAGUAGUACUUUCAUUGUCAUGGUAUUCUUUAGAAGGAGAUGGUCAGCAGGAGCAUUGGCGACUACCGACGAUUCUUUGGUGCUUUACAAGCAUAGAGAUUUAAGAAGAGCAACAAACAACUUCUCCGAAAAACUCGGGGAAGGAGGCUUUGGUUCUGUAUUCAAGGGGACGUUGCCUAACUCAACGGCCAUAGCAGUGAAAGAGCUGAGAAGUAUGAACCAGGGAGAGAAACAAUUUCGUGCUGAAGUGGGAACUAUCGGUGUAAUCCAACACAUUAAUCUUAUUCGCAUGCGGGGAUUCUGCUCCAACGCUUCAAAGAGGUUUUUAGUUUAUGACUACAUGCCAAAUGGUUCUCUGCAAUCUCUUAUACUUGGAAAGAACCCGAGAAUGUUAGAUUGGAAUGCUAGAUAUCACAUUGCAGUAGGGACUGCCAGAGGAUUGUCUUACCUCCAUGAAGAGUGCAGAGACUGCAUAAUACACUGCGACGUUAAGCCAGAGAACAUCUUGUUGGAUUCAGAAUACAGUCCGAAAUUGGCGGAUUUUGGUCUUGCGAAACUCUUGGGGAGAGACCACAGCCGGGUUUUGACAACCAUGAGAGGAACUGUGGGCUAUCUCGCACCAGAAUGGUUUUCAGGUGAAGCCAUCACCCCAAAAGCCGAUGUGUUUAGCUAUGGCAUGUUGCUGAUUGAGGUCAUAUCAGGGAGGAGAAACAGAGAAGGAUUAGCUGACGGGGUAGAAAACUUCCGUCCUAUCCGGCUCGCGAAUGCAGUUAAUAAAGGGGAAGAUCUUUUCACCUUGUUGGAUUGCAGGUUGGAAGGCAAAGCUGACAGAGAUGACCUAAGUAGAGCGUGCAAAGUGGCUUGUUGGUGCAUUCAAGAAGAUGAGAAGGAUAGGCCAACAAUGAGGCAGGUUGUUCAAAUUCUUGAGGGAGUUUUGGACAUCGGUGUUCCGCCAGUCCCGCAGUUCCUCCAGCGCCUUAUCAGAAGUCCGGCAGAAGGCAUUAACUACAUGGAAACUACAUCCGAGUCAGGUUGAUGGUCAUCGAUGUCCAAAGUGCAUUUCAAGCCGAAGUCAGCAACUGUGCAACAAGAAUUCAUGAGGAUCAGAUGAAGAACGUGAGGGUUCUUGCAGUGUGAUUGUAAAUAUAACCUUAUCUUGAAGGCAGUAGGUUUUUGAAUAUUUCCAGUUCAAUAAAUAUUGGUUAUGUAAUGAUAUAUUAAAAAGAGAAAUGAUUUUCACACUCUCCA
Molecule: messenger RNA, 2656 nt
Organism: Pyrus x bretschneideri (Chinese white pear)
Lineage: Eukaryota; Viridiplantae; Streptophyta; Magnoliopsida; Rosales; Rosaceae
Product: G-type lectin S-receptor-like serine/threonine-protein kinase At2g19130
Exons: 1
Coding region: 144-2444 (766 amino acids)
Biological process (GO): protein phosphorylation; recognition of pollen
Molecular function (GO): protein serine/threonine kinase activity; ATP binding
Source: RefSeq, a predicted model, not a curated record